AGCUUCUGAUUCAUUGGAAUCGGAUGAGAAAGCUUUGGCUUCUAUCGUGGGAAACGGUGGAGGAUUUCUGAAUAAGCCGAGGAAGACUGUUUCAAUGCCGAUCCCUGAGGACACUUUGGAAUCCCUGUGCGUCAAGAAUACGGCGGUGUUGAAGCCAUCGCCUAGUGUUCAUUGUAACCUGCAAAAUAUAUCUUCUCCACGAGAUUGGACAAAUGGAUCUAUGAUGAACUCUGAGCAUACUUCCUUGCUUGAGGAAGCUUGGGAAAAUCUAACGAAAUCAGUUGUGUUUUACAAAGGAAUGCCGGUGGGAACACUUGCCGCCUUGGAUCCGAGCGCGGAGGCUUUGAACUACAACCAGGUUUUCGUGAGAGAUUUUGUGCCUAGCGGCUUGGCCUAUCUCAUGAAACAGGUGCCAGAGCCAGAGAUCGUAAAGAACUUCCUGGUAAAGACCCUCCACCUCCAAGGUUGGGAGAAGCGGAUAGACAACUUCACUCUUGGAGAAGGUGUAAUGCCUGCAAGUUUCAAGGUACUAUACGACUCACAGCGAGGGAAAGAAACCUUGAUAGCGGAUUUCGGUGGGAGCGCAAUAGGGAGAGUAGCACCAGUGGAUUCUGGUUUCUGGUGGAUUAUACUCCUCAGGGCGUAUACAAAGUGCACAGGGGAUCAUACCCUGUCUGAGAUGCCCGAUAUGCAGAGGGGCAUGAAGUUGAUACUCAACCUUUGCCUGUCUGAUGGCUUCAAUACCUUUCCUACCUUACUCUGCGCAGAUGGUUGUUGUAUGGUGGACAGGAGGAUGGGAGUGUAUGGGUACCCAAUAGAGAUUCAGGCACUUUUCUUCAUGGCUUUGAGGUGCGCAAGGCAGAUGCUAAAGCCAGAGUGUGGGGGAAAGGAAUUGAUGGAGAGGAUAGAUAAGCGAAUAGCGGCUCUGAGCUACCACAUCCGCACUUAUUUCUGGCUCGAUCACACUCAGCUGAACAACAUCUAUUGUUAUCGCACCGAGGAGUACUCCCACACUGCUGUCAACAAAUUUAAUGUCAACCCGGAAUCAAUUCCAGAUUGGGUGUUCGAUUUCAUGCCUCUACGAGGUGGCUACUUCAUAGGAAACGUCAGCCCUGCUCGGAUGGACUUCCGGUGGUUCUUGGUGGGCAAUUGCAUUGCAAUCCUGAGUUCCCUUGCUACACCUGAGCAGGCCACGGCCAUCAUGGAUCUAUUGGAGGAGCGAUGGGAGGACUUGAUCGGUGAGAUGCCUCUGAAGAUUGAUUAUCCAGCAUUGGAGGGACACCAGUGGACAAUUAUCACCGGAUGCGAUCCCAAGAACACUCGUUGGAGUUAUCACAAUGGCGGGUCUUGGCCAGUAUUGUUAUGGCUACUGACAGCGGCAUGCAUCAAGAGCGGUAGACCGCAGAUCGCCAAGAGAGUUAUAGAGAUGGUGGAGCAACGGAUUUCCAAGGACGGGUGGCCAGAGUACUAUGACGGGAAGACUGGGCGUUACAUUGGGAAGCAAGCUAGGAAAUUCCAGACGUGGAGCAUUGCAGGCUAUCUGGUGGCCAAGAUGAUGAUAGAGAACCCAUCAAAUCUACUAGUCAUUGCUCUUGAGGACGACAAGAAGAUAGCCAAGCCUAGGCUCACCCGCUCCGUCUCCUGGACUUGCUGAUCAGAUAGUCCUCAGAACAAUAUAUACCUGCAUGAAUUGAAGGAAAAUCGAAGCUUAAGAAAGGAAUCUUAUGAAUAGCGGAUCCAAAGUUGCAGACUACUGGUGGUGAAAGUAUUAGCUAUAGUAUUACUUAAAAAUGAUUCAAAUGCUUUACAGAAAAUUUCAUUGCAGUAGUACUGA
Telopea speciosissima is the source of this 1834-nucleotide messenger RNA. Its product is annotated as probable alkaline/neutral invertase F. Gene Ontology annotation, biological process: sucrose catabolic process. Lineage: Eukaryota; Viridiplantae; Streptophyta; Magnoliopsida; Proteales; Proteaceae. The record is from RefSeq and is a predicted model, not a curated record. Gene Ontology annotation, molecular function: sucrose alpha-glucosidase activity; endo-alpha-N-acetylgalactosaminidase activity. The transcript is spliced from 4 exons. Bases 95 to 1654 code for a protein of 519 amino acids.